Molecule: messenger RNA, 3985 nt
Organism: Hemibagrus wyckioides
Lineage: Eukaryota; Metazoa; Chordata; Actinopteri; Siluriformes; Bagridae
Gene: appl2
Product: adaptor protein, phosphotyrosine interaction, PH domain and leucine zipper containing 2
Exons: 21
Coding region: 82-2073 (663 amino acids)
Biological process (GO): signaling
Cellular component (GO): cytoplasm; endosome membrane
Molecular function (GO): protein binding
Source: RefSeq, a predicted model, not a curated record
UCAUCACCAAGUCGCGCAGUGCAUUCUGGAGAACCGAGUUCUACGUCUUAAAUAAUUAAAGCACCAUCCGUCGUCAGCAAGAUGCCGGCCGUACACAAAUUACUGCUAGAGGAAGCUCUGCAGGACAGUCCGCAGACACGCACAUUGUUGAGUGUGUUUGAAGAAGAUGCGAACACUCUGACCGAUUACAGCAACCAGCUUCUGCAGUCUAUGCAGAGAGUGUUUGGGGCGCAGAAUGAGAUGGCCCUGGCCACUGAACAGCUCUCCAAACAGUUGCUUCAGUAUGAGAAGCAGAACUUUGCUCUGGGGAAAGAAGAUGAAGAGGUAAUCAGCACGCUUCACCAUUUCGCCAAAACCAUGGAAGAGCUGAACGCUCUGCAUGUUGAUUUGGCCACUCAGAUGGCUAAUAAGAUGGUCUUUCCCAUGGUGCAGUUCAGAGAGAAGGACCUGACUGAAAUAAGCACUUUGAAAGAGAUAUUUGGGAUCGCCACUGACGAGCACGAGGCCGCCAUGAUCAAAUACAGCCGACUGCCCAAGAGGAGAGAGAACGAGAAGCUGAAAGCAGAGCUGGUUGGUGAGGUGGCAUUCUGUCGGAGGAAACAGCACCAGGCCUCCAUGCAGUAUUACUGCGCUCUUAAUGCCUUACAGUACAGGAAGAGAGUAGCCAUGCUGGAGCCCAUGCUGGGAUACACACAAGCCCAGAUCAACUACUUCAAGAAAGGGAUAGAAUUGGUCUCUAAGAAAAUGGACAGUUUCCUGGCAUCUGCGACCAGUAUGUCUGAGAGUGUUCAGGCUCAGCUGGAUGCCGAGGCAGAGAGCAUGCGUAUGACUCAGAAGGACCUGCUGUCGGUGGAUGAUAUAGUCUACAUGCCUGACCAAGAUCGUGCUCCGGUCAACCGCACACUCAUUCAGAAAGCAGGCUACCUCAACAUUAGGAAUAAGACGGGCCUGGUGAGCACAGCCUGGGACCGGCUGUACUUCUUCACCCAGGGGGGGAACCUGAUGUGUCAGCCGCGUGGCGCUGUGGCAGGAGGCAUGGUGCUCGAUCUGGACAACAGCUCCGUCAUGGCCAUCGAGUGCGAGGACAGACGCUACUGCUUUCAGAUCACCUCACCUAAUGGGAAAACGUCCAUAAUUCUUCAAGCGGAGAGCAAAAAGGAGUACGAGGAGUGGAUCUGCACCAUUAACAACAUCUCGAGACAGAUCUACCUGACGGACAACCCUGAGGCUGUAGCUAUCAGGUUAAAUCAGACAGCCAUCCAGGCGGUCACUCCCAUCACCAGCUUUGAGAAAAGAGCAGAGGGCUCCCCGAACCCUGACAGGGCUAAACCAGGUGCAGUGCCCACUGGCAGCAUUAAGAAAGCCCCUGCUGCUCCUGAGCCUGAAGACCUGAUUGCCCCUGGGACACCAAUCCAGUUCGAUAUUGUUCUUCCCGCAUCCGAGUUCCUGGACCAGAACAGAGCCGGAGGGAGACGCACAAACCCUUUUGGCGAGACGGAAGUGGACAGUUCCUCAAGUGCAGACGACUCCUUGCUACAGCAGGUAUUUGCCGUGCGUUUCCUGGGCUCUAUGGCAGUGCGCUCUGGACACACACAGGAAGUUAUCUACGAGGCCAUGAGGCAGGUGCUGGCUGCUCGUGCGAUACACAACAUCUUUAAAACCAGCGAGUCACACCUGAUGGUAACAAGCAGCUGCCUCCUGUUGAUUGACCCUCAGACACAGGUCACUAAAAUAAGUUUCCAGCUCAGGGACGUCACCCAGUUCGCAGCGCAUAAGGAGAACAGCCGGCUCAUGGGCUUUGUGGUGGAGGGGAGAGACUGGAGUGAGGGAGAGGAGGAGGGAAAAUCGUCCUUCAGCGCCUUCGUGUUCGAGAGCAACACUGAGGGAGAGAAGAUUUGCUACACAAUAAACAUUGGAAAGGAGAUUACAGAAGCUAAGAAGGACCCAGAUGCUCUGGCCAAGCUGAUGAAGUCUGUGCCGCUGACCCGAGACGGGAAGUUCCUGCUGCUGGAGAGCGAGACAGGAGAUGCAGCGAACGGAGAAGGAGAUGACGACUUGGAGUCAGAAGCCUGAGUGUCUUGUUCUGAAAGGAUAAGAGCUGAUCCAGUGUUUGUUUUUGUCUCUUCUACCCUAAUUAAAUCUAGGGAUCUGAUCCUAGAUCCACACUUUACACUACAUACAAACAGACUAGACUCUUAUGUUAUGGUACAUUGCAGCUCUUCUCUAAUUCUCCAGAUGUCUCCAUGCUAAAUACUAAGUUUUCUUCUUAUACAAAUCAUCCACAAACAGGGCUAAAGAUGGAGGCUUACACUGAGGAAUCCAGGGUAACUUCACACUCCACUCUGAUCUAGUUUAGGUUUUGGAAAAUCAUGGCUGUUUUUCUUCGCAUUGCUUUCACAUUCACAUCGUCCAGCAGAGUCUGCAACAAUCCAAGGCGCUCGUAGCUGCUCUUCUGCAUUAAAGCUGAUCACUUUAAGAAGCAACGAGUAAAAGACAAGGUUAUUGAAGAGUAUUGGAGUGAGAGCUUUCUCAUUUGAUCAAAAAUCGGACAGGGUCGGACUCCUACAUGCACUUUCCUCUGACUCAUUAGCUCAAUAUAUUUCUCUGUGCAUACGUCAGAAUUGAGGAUUAUAAAGGCAGCCGCCAUUUGAUUCCUUUGUCCUAUGGAAAAAUAGGAGCAGCUCCAACACUAAUACCCGAUUUGGCCGUUUAUUCAGAUUUGUUUAUAUACAUUACUUAAAGAAUAUUUUUUGCUAAGCACGCUGUAGUAAUAGAAAGCCUGUGUUAUGAGUUUAGACAUACUGUUUUAGCUCGACUCCCAACUUUCCCUGCUUUAGGCACAGAAUUGAGCUGCGCUCCCAAGAGCUACGUACGCUGCAUGUCGAGUUUCGGAUUUUUGCACUAAUCAAAAGCAGAUAAUGGUAAUGUAAGAAUAACUAUAGUACUGUAUAAUCCAGUUAAAUUCAGUGUGCUGAUUUACUUCCUGAUGAAGAACGACGCUAGUUUACCAUCUAGCUACACUAAACGCGUUCCUCAGGUGGUCUGACUUACAGAGAAACUUUUUACAUUCCUUCAUUACAUUUAAAAGAAAAACUCACCCAGGGUUUAGGGUCUAGUGCUCUGUUUACAGUAAAUGACAUGCACUUUGAGGUUGAAACUACAGUUUACAAAAAAACAAAACGAAUUAAAGAAGAUUUAAAAAAGAAGUCAGUGCUAACGAUGAAUAAUAGGAUUAGUCUAAUAUACUUAUUUUGUUUUUACGUGAAAGCUGGCUGUGUAAACGCGGGGUACAUUUUAAGCUGAAAAAGAGAUGGAGACAAUUCUUUUUUCCCUUUACAUGUAAAAUAUAAAUGCUGCUGUUUUUAAUCAUACAGUGACAGCAGUUCUAUCAGCUAAAUUCCAAACCACUUUAUUUCAAAUGAAAUGGUUUUAUUUUUCUGGCUUGUCUGUCUCCCUGACUGCAUUUCUAUUUCUUCCGAAAGGGCUUUUUUUCUACAUGUUCCUAAUCUGCUUGCUUAGCUAUUCUGAAAGAGGUGUGUGUGUGUGUGUGUGUGUAGAUAUCAUUUAAAAUGAUCUGCUGCAAUCUGAAUCAUGAAUUUGCUGUACUUCAGUAUUGUAUAUAAAGGCAACAUAUACAUAUGGAAGGUUUUUCUUUUCCCCUUUUCUCCCCCCCACCACACACAUUAACUUGGCUAGUGUAUGAAUGCUGUCACUUCUCAACUUUAACUGAUGAGCGUAGGAUCAGUUGGAGGUCAGGCUUUGGCUUUGGCUGUAUAUCGAUGAGUCUAUAUAAACGUCUCUUAACGACAGCGUCCUCUGGCUAUCUGCUGCAAGAGUUUAAAAAAAGACAAAUACUAGCGUUUGACUGCAGCGUGGGAGCAGAUACUCCUAACUCCCCUUAUCGAUCGAGCCACUGUCUAACGGCUUUGCACAUGGCUUUUCUUAAACAAAAAUAUAACAACUUUAAUAAAGCUCUAUGAGGAUU